Molecule: messenger RNA, 1780 nt
Organism: Notolabrus celidotus (New Zealand spotty)
Lineage: Eukaryota; Metazoa; Chordata; Actinopteri; Labriformes; Labridae
Gene: tomm40l
Product: translocase of outer mitochondrial membrane 40 homolog, like
Exons: 10
Coding region: 130-1155 (341 amino acids)
Biological process (GO): protein import into mitochondrial matrix
Cellular component (GO): mitochondrial outer membrane; mitochondrial outer membrane translocase complex
Molecular function (GO): transmembrane protein transporter activity
Source: RefSeq, a predicted model, not a curated record
UCAGGGUCACGCUCGUGUAUCCAAUCACAGCUCGUCUUGAGAAAAAGGGGCGGGCGGUAGAGUAACCAAUCUCUUGACUGUGUGACUGAGUACAACUUCCGGGCGCAUCGUCCUCUGGAAAUCCCAACGAUGGGCAGUGUUUUGGCUGCCAGCUCCCCCAACCCUCCGCCCCCGGCCUCUGGGGCAGCCGUCGCUCCGGGGUUGACGGUGCCGCCGGGCUUCGGGAUGCCUCCGGUGUCCUCUGUUCUCUCCCCAGCUGAGGUGGCUGCAGGCCAGCAGCAGGAUGCAGAAAACCCUUUGCCUAACCCGGGCGCAUUCGAUGAGUGUCAUCGCAAGUGUAAAGAGGUGUUCCCAAUGCAGAUGGAAGGUGUCAGGCUAGUUGUCAAUAAGGGCCUUAGCAACCACUUCCAGGUGAAUCACACUGUCUUGCUGAGCACCGUUGGAGAUUCCACCUACAGGUUUGGUGCAACAUAUGUUGGAACAAAGCAGAUGGGUCCUGCAGAGUUCUUUCCAGUCAUGGUGGGAGACAUGGACAACAGCGGCAGCCUCAACGCCCAAAUCAUCCACCAGAUCUCCAGCGGAGUACGAUCCAAAUUGGCCUUCCAGACACAACAACAGAAGUUUGUGAACUGGCAAGGCGACGCUGAGAUCAGAGGAGAAGAUUUCACUGCAACAGUCACACUAGGAAACCCAGACGUCCUCGUCGGCUCUGGUAUCGUUGUAACACACUACCUCCAGUCUGUAACACCGGCUCUGGCUCUGGGAGGGGAGCUGGUUUACCACCGCAGGCCGGGAGAGGAAGGUUCAGUCAUGUCUUUAGUCGGCAGGUACACAGGUAGUAACUACAUCGCCACAUUGACACUGGGCUCAGCCGGCGCUCAUGCUUCAUACUAUCACAGAGCCAACGAUCAGCUGCAGCUCGGUGUGGAGUAUGAGGCGAGCACACGCAUGCAGGACACCAGCGUGUCAUUUGGCUACCAGCUAGAUGUGCCUAAAGCCAAUUUACUCUUUAAAGGCUCUGUAGAUAGUAACUGGAUCGUCGGUGCGACGUUAGAGAAGAAGCUGCUCCCUCUGCCGCUCUCUCUGGUCCUCAGCACCUUCCUCAACCACCGCAAGAACAAGUUCCAGUGCGGCUUUGGCGUCACCAUCGGUUAGACGGACUGAGCGGCGAGUCAUCAACCGGAUGACAGACUACACAGAGCGGACAGAUUCACUAAGGACGAGCAGACUUUGUCAUGUACACUACCGUGUGUCUCCCUCACCUCCAUCUGUUGCUCUAAUCGGACAUUUUCAUGUUAUUGGUUUCAUCAAAGGUACUGAAAAAGGUUAUAAUGUAAAUCUAACGCAUUUCAUCCUAAAAGAAAAAGAGGCCAGAUUGGUCAGAAGUGUAUCUCAGAACUUAACUGAUCAGGAUUUUGUUUACUGUGUUUACUCUCGACACAAACAAAAAACCUCAUUAAGAGACUUGACAUAAUCCGGAGCUCUUUGUUUCUGUCACUGACUUUGUGCCUGUUGCUUCAGAUCUGAUUUUUAUUCUUGUGUUUUUUUGUAUUACUGUAAGUCAGACUUGACAUGCAGAUGAAAUAAUUUCAUUUUGUUUGUUUUUAGUUAAUUUUUUUUUGUUACAGAGAAGUUUACCAGGAAGGAGUACUGUACUGCAUGUAACGUUCACAGUCCAUCUUGUUUUGUUGCCUUUUUUAUGUCACGUCGAUAGAAAACAGUAAAUAUAUGACCUGUAUAUACCUCUUGGAAACUGAUAAAUACCAUUUCUUACAAAAAA